GAAUUACGACAGAGCGUUUCCGAUGGCCUCGUCUUACCGUGACCGCACGUCGGAGUUCCGGUCACUGUCGGAGACUCUGAAGAAGACUGGGGGAGCCACGUUGCCCCUGGGUCAACCCGAGAAUGCUCCGUCUACGUCUCACGGAUCCUAUUCGAGAUCCGAAUUCAACCGCAAAGCCUCCCGAAUCGGAUUGGGGAUCCACGAAACCUCGCAGAAGAUCGCGAGGCUAGCUCAGUUGGCGAAGAAAUCGUCCAUGUUCAACGAUCCGAUUGUGGAAAUCCAAGAACUCACCGUUUUGAUUAAAAACGAGAUCACAGCGUUGAACUCUGCUCUCUCCGAUUUGCAAACAAUUCAGAACAUGGAUAUAGCCGAUGGCAAUUACUCGGAGGAUAGGAUUGUGCAUUCAACUGCUGUAUGUGAUGACUUGAAGAGCAAACUCAUGGGAGCCACGAAGCACCUUCAAGAUGUUUUAACUACUCGGACAGAGAAUAUUAAGGCUCAUGAGAAUAGGAAGCAGAUAUUUUCCAAGAAUGUGUCAAGAGAGAACCCUUUCCAGAAUCAGCCAAAGCCAGCCACCGAGCCACCACCUUGGUCAAAUUCGCUGAAUACAUCUGAGAGUUUGCAAAAAGCACCAGGAUUACCAUCAAAUGGAGUUCCUGUUGGCAAUCAACUAAGACGAAGGUUGGCUGUGGACAACGCUCCAUCUCAGCAAAUGGAAAUGUCUAUGGUACAGCAGGUUGUUCCUCGACAAGAUAAUUAUGCUCAAAGUCGAGCAACUGCUCUGCACAAUGUGGAAUCUACUAUCACUGAACUUAGUGGGAUCUUCUCACAUUUGGCUACAAUGGUUGCCCAUCAAGGGGAGCUUGCUAUCAGGAUUGAUGACAAUAUGGAUGAGUCAUUGGCAAAUGUUGAAGGAGCCCACAGUUCUUUAUUAAGGCAUCUCAACCAAAUAUCUUCAAAUAGGUGGCUUCUAAUCAAGAUAUUUGCCAUUCUAAUACUUUUCCUCAUGAUCUUCAUAUUCUUUGUGGCCUAAUAUAGCCAAUCGCGGAAGAUUUUCCCCAUGGCUUGCUUGGAUUUGUCCUCGAUCUUCUGUGGAGGCAAAAAUACAAGAGCAGCUAAAUGUGCGGAUGUGUUCUAUUUGCAUGUAGAUAUAGCUCCGUUAUCUGUGAACAUUUUGCAUUCCCAUAUUCUUUUGUUUGGCAAUCACUAUAGGUGUUACUAAAAUUUUCGUUGGCAUGUAAACCCCAAAUUAAGCGAGUUAAGUAAGAAAUUAACGAGUUUCUGUAAACUGAUAUAGAAUCACAAUAUUGUUAUGGAAGGUGAGGGAGUUUUCGUGAUGCAAAAAGGACGACGAAAGAAAAUAUCACAUUUCUAAUUAUUGUUGUGCACGUAUUGUUGCCACAUGCUUUUAAGCCACCGAAUUGAUCCUUUGUUCACUUACGUGAUUCUGUAAUAAGCUUUUUGACAUUGUAUUAUUAAAUUGAUUUUUUCUCUUUGACGUC
This is a messenger RNA of Abrus precatorius (Indian licorice), 1502 nucleotides long. Its product is annotated as syntaxin-31. Gene Ontology annotation, biological process: endoplasmic reticulum to Golgi vesicle-mediated transport; intracellular protein transport; vesicle fusion. The coding region runs from base 23 to 1033 and encodes 336 amino acids. Lineage: Eukaryota; Viridiplantae; Streptophyta; Magnoliopsida; Fabales; Fabaceae. Gene Ontology annotation, cellular component: endomembrane system; Golgi membrane; SNARE complex. The transcript has 5 exons. Gene Ontology annotation, molecular function: SNAP receptor activity; SNARE binding. The record is from RefSeq and is a predicted model, not a curated record.